Molecule: messenger RNA, 1363 nt
Organism: Eucalyptus grandis
Lineage: Eukaryota; Viridiplantae; Streptophyta; Magnoliopsida; Myrtales; Myrtaceae
Product: methyltransferase-like protein 7A
Exons: 7
Coding region: 1-1011 (336 amino acids)
Molecular function (GO): S-adenosylmethionine-dependent methyltransferase activity
Source: RefSeq, a predicted model, not a curated record
AUGGAUAGGAUCCAGGUUAUAGGAUGCUCCACUCCUCUUCCUGGCCCCCCGUCUUCAACUGCACCCCACUCCAACUCCAGCUCCAGCUUCAAGUUCGACGCUCCCACCUUCUUCACACAUAAGCCCAUCAGAACCUCUCUCCCCGAUCACGUCGUCGCGCGCUCCCGUUCAUGUUCGGCUGCCGAAAACUCAGAUGCCGAACUGAGACGAGCUCUCGUCGGUGAAGGGUUGCGUGGCGGCAGGCUCUGCUGCUGCGGAAGAAGGCAUUUCAUGGCGGCGACCACAUCGCCACUCAUCCCAAUUCGCCCUUCUAAUGCUUCGGAUGAUUCUUCUGAUUAUGCGGCAAUGUUGGAUAAAUUUCACGCUCCUAGACCUCAGUGGUAUGAGGAGUUCCAAGCUAUGGUCCUUGAUAAGGGUAUGGAAGCUUAUGAGGCUGAGAUUGCAAGGUAUAAGUCCCAGCUAUUCAGCAAAUUGAAGGGAAAAGUCAAGGAAAUUUUGGAGAUUGGUAUAGGAACAGGUCCUAAUCUCAAGUAUUAUGCCAAUGACAACGACGUCCAUGUUGUAGGUGUAGACCCAAAGAGAACAAUGGAAAAAUAUGCUCGGGCAGCAGCAGCAGCAGCUGGUCUACCAUCUCCCAACUUCAAAUUUCUCCAAGCAGUUGGUGAGGCUAUACCACUAGAAGAUGCAUCUGUUGAAGCAGUUGUCGGAACACUCGUCUUGUGCUCCGUCAGUGAUGUUGACCUGACGCUGAAAGAAGUGAAGAGGGUGCUUAAGCCAGGUGGUUCUUACAUCUUCGUGGAGCAUGUAGCUGCAAAAGAUGGAACAAUCCUCAAGUUCCUCCAAAGUAUCCUCGAUCCCUUGCAGCAGGCUGUUGCUGAUGGGUGUCACCUUACCAGAGAGACAGGGAAGAACAUAUCUGAGGCUGGAUUCUCUAGCGUCGAGCUUGGCACGGCCUUUUUAGCUAACGCCCCCCUCAUAAACUCUCAUAUAUAUGGAAUUGCCAACAAGUAGCGCUGCUAAACAACCACCAGUUUAUAGAAAAGUUUGUCAAAUUAUUACCUGGGUUUGCUAGUCUGAUCCCCUUAGGAUCGUUUCGAUCUGGAAUCAGCAAUAUAAGGGAUAUCCAUAUCUAGCUUUGUGUAUAUGAAGAAUGCUAUGACUCCUUUGGCCUUAGGUAGUGCACUCUGUCCUUAUAAUCCCACAAUAUAGCGUUUGUGUUUACAUAGUGUAGCGCUUUCUUGUGCCUGUCUGACUUUGAGCUGAUAGUAAUGUGGAUCUUGAUCAGCACUGUAGAAGAAGAUGAGAUGUAUGUUGAAUGGACUUUGCUUCAUGAAAAACUACUGAUCCGAGAUGUUGAUUGCAA